GCAUUUGCAGUUGGUAUCAUUCGAAGAAAGCACGUCAAGCUUCGCAUCAGACAUUUUGUGAACAGAAGCGCAGCUGUGAAGAGUGGUGAAAGGAAGAUUUUGUGGCGGUAUUUGAUUGUUAAAGUAAACGCCCAUGAUGUAUUCCGUAAAGGGAGCAACAAUUUACAUUCUGUGCGAAGAAAGUGGUAAAAUACUUGAAAAAAUAGCUGUGAACACCAAUCGGAUCACAUUUGGUUCAUACCCGCUGAACAACGUCCGCUUGCAUACGCCAAAUACCGAGCGGCUGCACUGUAAAAUAUUUGCGGAUUCGUCCAAUUCGGUGACUAUCGUCAAUUAUUCACAGAGUAAUCCUGUGCGAGUGAAUAACACCCGUGUGCAGAGUACAACGGAUUUACAUGACAAUGAUAAAUUCGAAGUGGCCGGCUGCUUGUUUUUGUGGAAUUUCAAUCCUGCAAACAUCAAAGCAGUUCCCAAGCCGAAAAAGCGCACAAUCCAGCAAUGUAGGCGGAAAACGAUCACGUUGAAACGGGUGCGAAGCAGCGGGGAUAUUGAAAAACAAAGCUGCGCGAUAGUACCACGGUCGGUUAGUUUGAUGCUGAAUGCCUAUAGGAAACGGCGAACAAUUCACAGCAAUACUGUGUUCAGACAAUCAUCCUUAUGCGAUGCAAACAUAUCAAACAACCGGUGCGAAGAAAAUAAUCUAUCCGAGCACGCUAGUAACGCACUCGUUGAAACGAGUACGCCAACAACCGUCAAUAUUAUGCGGCCAGAUUUAUCUCCCGCUAUUACACCGCUCAUUGAAAAGGAAAACAUCGUGCCUGCAAACAUUCAAGAACUAAUUACUGGCGAUCUUAUGACUAAAACGCAUACACCCGUAUCUAAGCGACGACACUUGGCCUGCCAUACGCCUGUGUCUCAUUUAAUUGAUUUAACGACUCCGCCGGCCAAAACUCGGGCGACAAGCUCGGCGCGAAAAGCAUUAUCCAGCAAAGCAAUUCAGUCUCCACGGCUACUAGAUGUUGUGAAUAUAGUAACACCUAGUCCAAAGAAAAUCAGCAGAACGCCAAUUUCGUUACGAAGCACUACAUCAACGCCGAAAACUACAUUAUUAAAAUCGGCCAUCAAAAAUUCACGAGCACACGAGCCGAGUCCUAAGAAAACACCCCUUACUUCCGGUUUCGCGAAGAAAACUCCAAAUGUAAAAUUGAACACGCCGCGUUCAAAUACACCAAAACUUGCGCCGGUCUCUGGCAAGAGUUCUACGCCCAAAGCAAGGAAGCAUUUAAUGUCGUCUCUAAACGAGAAGAAGGGAGUUCCUAUGUACAAAACGGAUUCUCCAGUACCAAUCAUAAGUUUGGAAGAAUCAAGCAAACAUUCAACACCAACGCUCACAAAAAGACAAGGCACUGCUGCUACGCCGAAGCGAACCGUUUGCGGUACUCCGAAGGGCCAGCUUCUGGAACGAUGUAAUAUUCAGCAACCUGCUAGCGUCGUAACUUCUGCAAACACUGACAAUAUUGGCGAAGUAGAGUGUCCCAGCGUUGAGCCGAUUAUUGAUGUGCGAUCAAUAAUAAAGAAGCCGAAUCGGACUACACAGAUACGAUCGGCCAAAUAUUCCGAUAUAACUCCUCACGAAUCUUUUGCUGACGGACUGAUGCCAAUUGCUUCUAUACCUCCAGAAGAAACUGUGAUAGUGUUCCAGGCCGAGAGCAGCGUGUCAACGCCAUCUAACAUACUUCAGGACGAAUUGAAAUGUGUGAGUGACAUGCCAUCGAAUGUUAACCCUAAUCGCAAUUCUUGUUCAUCGGCCAUAGCCCCCUUUUUCUCCGACGCAUCUCAGAAGACACGUAAAACUAUGAGCGAUUUCAGCAGCAGACUACCGGCGAGUCCUUUACGGCCCUUGAGUCAUUACAAGUUGAUUCAAAGCAACUUAGAUUCGAUCGAUGUUUCAACAAAAGACACGAAGGCACACCCAGCAAUUAUUGUUUCAGAAGACGAUAACGAUGAAAAUGAAUUGCUGGCAGAAAGUGGCAUGACCCAAUCUCUACAAAACGAUUCGAUUCCCACAACUCCUGAGCUGAGACAUUCAUGGCGACACACUCGGAAAUGUAUCGGCAGCGCGUUUACAUCUUUGAAUACUUCUCGACCACAGUUGGAUUUGACCGCAGAAAUAGACGAAAGUCUAGUGCUAACAGAGGAUGAGGAAGCCGUACCCGAAAAUAAUCAGCUUUAUAACUUGGAAUGCUCUAACCCAAUACCUUCGUCGGAUGUAGAACAAUUGGUUUUACAUAAUGCUAGCAGCAAUAAUCGCCCAGCAUCCAUGGUUCCAGAAACGACCACUGAAAUAUCGUCGGGUUUGAUGUCUCACAGUUUUGAUAACGAGCCACCUUUACGCGAUUCUGACGAUAUUGCUGAAUGUUCGAUAACUGAGCAGGAAAAGGUCCAGGAAGAUGCAGUGCAUCAAGAAGCCAGUUAUUCCACGAAGAUCGCAUUACACUUGGAAAUACCAGAGCUCAUUUUCAAUCAUUUCGACGAGGACGAAAAGGAGGUGGAAGCGAUUUCGGAAUCGAAGACAGGCGACAACGAAAUGGCAGAGAUUACCGAAUCUCAGGCCGACGACGAGGAAGUGGAAGAGAUUUCUGAAUCGCAGACUGGCGAUAAGGAAGUGGUAGUGAUUUCCGAAUCGCAGAUUGACGACAAGGACGAGGAAGAGAUGUUCGAUUCGCAGGCUGAAGACAAGAAAGUGGAAGAGAUGUCAGAAUCGCAGACUGAAGGCCAGGAAGUGGAAGAGAUUUCCGAAUCGCAGACUGUCGUCAAGGAAGAGGAAGAGAUUCCAGAAUCGCUGAUUGAAGACAAGGGAGUGGAAGAGAUGUCAGAAUCACAGCUUGAAGGCCAGGAAGUGGAAGAGAUUUCCGUAUCGCAGUCUGUCGACAAGGAAGACUCACAGAUUGAUGACAAGGAAAUAGAAGAGAUACCAGAGUCUCAUACUGACGACAAGGAAGUGGAAGAGAUCCCAGAGUCACAGACUGUCGACAAGGAAGAGGAAGAGAUUCCAGAACCGCAGAUUGAAGACAAGGAAGUGGAAGAGAUUGCAGAACCCCGGUCUGAAGAUAAGGAAGUGGAAGAGAUUUCUCAAUCACAAGAUAAUUCUCGCAGAUCCAGUUAUCCCAGCGAUACUGUAUUAAUUAUGGAAUCACCAGAGCUUCACAGUAACUUCGACGAGAAGGACAAGGAAGUAAUUUCCGAAUCGCAGAUUGACGACGAGGAAGUAAAAGAGAUUUCAGAAUCGCAGUCUGAAGACAAGGAAGACCCACAGACUGACGACAAGGAAAUAGAAGAGAUACCAGAGUUACAUACUGACGACAAGGAAGUAGAAGAGAUUUCCGAAUCGCAGACUGUCGACAAGGAAGAGGAAGAGCUCCCAGGAUCACACCCUGAUGAAGAAAAAGAAGUGGUAGAGAUUGCAGAAUCGCAGAUUGACGAUAAGAAAUUGGAAGAGAUUCCACAAUCACAGCCUGAAGAGAAGGAAGUGGAAGAGAUGUCAGAAUUGCAGCAGGAAAUGGAGGAGAUCCCUGAGCCACAGACUGACGACAAGGAAAUAGAAGAGAUAUCCGAAUUGCAGACUGUCGACAAGGAAGUGGAAGAGAUGUCUGAAUUGCAGCCUGAAGACAAGGAAAUAGAAGAGAUUCCAGAGUCGCAGGCUGCCGACAAGGAAAUAGAAGAGAUCUCAGAGUCACAGACUGACGACAAGGAAGUGAAAGAUAUAUCCGAAUCGCAGAUUGACGGCAACGAAGUGGAAGAGAUGUCAGAGUCACAUACUGUCGACAAGGAAGAAGAAGAGAUUCCUGAAUCGCAGCAGGAAAUGGCGGAGAUACCAGAGCCACAAAUUGACCAGAUACCAGAAUCCCAGUCUGAAGAUAAGGAAGUGGAAGAGAUUUCCGAAUCGCAGCCUGAAGACAAGGAAGACCCGCAGACUGACACCAAGGAAGUGGAAGAUAUAUCCGAAUCGCAGACUGACGACAACGAAGUGGAAGAGAUUUCUGAACCGCAGCAGGAAAUGAGGGAGAUCCCAGAGCCACAGACUGACAACAAGGAAGAGGAAGAGAUGUCAGAAUCACAGCCUGAAGUCAAGGAGGAAGAGAUUUCCGAAUCGCAGAUUGACGAUAAGGAAUUGGAAGAGAUUCCUGAAUCGCAGCCUGAAGACAAGGAAAUAGAAGAGAUACCAGAGUCGCAGGCUGCCGACAAGGAAGUGGAAGAGAUAUCAGAGUCACAGACUGACGGCAAGGAAGAGGAAGAGAUUUCCGAAUCGCAGCCUGAAGAUAAGGAAGUGAAAGAGAUUCCUGAGUCACAGACUGACGACAAGGAAGUAGAAGAGAUUUGUGAACCGCAACAAGAAUUGGAGGAGGUCGCAGAGCCGCAGACUGACGACAAGGAAGAGGAAGAGAUGUUAGAAUCGAAGACUGAAGACAAGGAAAUGGAAGAGAUCCCAGAGUUGCAAGCUGUCGACAAGGAAAUAGAAGAGAUCCCAGAGUCACAGACUGACGACAAGAAAGUGGAGGAGAUACCAGAGUCACAGUCUGACGACAAGAAAGUGCAUGAGAUUUUAGAAUCACUGGGAGAGAUUCCAGGUUCAGAAGUUAUGUCGGAUUCGCUUUCCCAAAGUUCGAAUGAAGAAGCAACGUCUCGCAAUGCUGAAAAUAAUGAACGUUCAGUAAUCGAGUCGGAGCUAGCCUAUCAGCGAGCAACGGUGCAAGCAACGUCGGAAAAGGCGGAUGGAAAUAUGCUACAACUGGGAACUUCCGUGCUAAGUGUCGAUAAAAACGACAAACCAGUUGAAGCGAUUUCAGGCAUAGAACCUAAACAAAUGCCAACAACUCCAAAAGUCUCUAAAAGGCGCCUCUAUUCCAAAAGCAACUAUAACAGUGAAACACUCCUAACGCCGAAUAACAUUGUAGAAUCUCCAAGAGCAGUGCAGGUUACAUUCUCGGAAGGCUACCCGAGCUUAGUGAAAACCAUGCAACAGCACAAAAAUGAUGCUGAAAACCUAGUUCGUGACAAUCGUCCAAAGCGCUCUUGUCGGCUAAAGAUAACGAAUCUUUCGGAAGAGUUUCUUGCAGGCAAUUCCCCUGCGCCGAAGUUUGUGAAACCGAAGCCCGAGGCUUCUGAGCACCACGACUCGUUUGCUGUCAAUGAGGGAGAGUCUGGUGAUAUCCAGAAUGAAAAAUCCGAUACCAGUAUCAUUCAAAAUUCGUCACAAACGUUGGAUGGAGCGGCAAUGGAAGACAGUCGAAAAGACAAAGAUGUGUCAACCGGAGCUAGAAAGGGUCGUACGCAAAAGAAGGUUAUUCUAGAGGAGUCUUCAACAGUACAGACGCCAGUCAGAAAAGGUCGGAACCGUAAACCUGUUGACACGGUAAAAGAAACGGAUGCUACCAAGGAACCACUGGGCGAUACUGAAGCAAUUGAGCAGGAAGACAACCAGAAUAUGGAUGAUGCUGAAGCCGAUUCGCUGGCAACAGACGACAAGGAAGAGCAAAAAGAUAAACCACAAGUAGCAAGAAAGGGCCGGGCGCUCCGAAAGAUUGUUCCUCAAGAAGAGCCUUCCAGCGUAAGGACGCCAAUCAGAAAGGGCAGAGGCCGAAAAGUUGCUGACGCGGUAAAAGCGAUAGAUCCUAGCAAAGAACCACUGGUCGAAGCUGAAGGAAUCGAGCAGGAAGAGCCCCAGAACAUGGAGAAUGAAACAGAACUAUCGCUCCGGGAAACCAAGCAAGCUGGUACACCCGCUGAAGCUGCCGAUUCCAUGGCAACAGACGACAAGGAAGAGCAAAAAGCAGAACCGACAGUAUCAAGAAAGGGUCGGGCGCUUCGAAAAAUUGCUCCUCAAGAAGAGCCUUCCACCGUAAGGACGCCAGUCAGAAAGGGUAGAGGCCGAAAAGCUGCUGACGCGGUAAAAGAAGUAGAUGCUGCCGGAAAACCACUGGCCGAAGCUGAAGCAAUAGAACAGAAAGAUAAUCAGAACAAGGAUGGUGCAACCGAACUAUCGCUCCAGGACAUCAAGCAAGUUAGUACACCCGCUGAAGCUGAAUCGAUGGCAACGGACGAUAAGGAAGAGCAAAAAGGUAAACCAAAAGUAGCAAGAAAGGGCCGGGCGCCGCGAAAGAUAGCUCUUCAAGAAGAAGAGCCUUCUAGUGCAAGGACGCCAGUCAGAAAGGGUAGAGGCCGAAAAGUGGUUGACGCAGUAAAAGAGGUGGAUGCUAGCGAAAAAUCGUUUGGCGAAGUUGGAGCAAUCGAGCAGAAAGAUAAUCAGAAGACGGAGGAUAAAAAGGAACUGUCGCUUCGGAGAACCAAGCGCGCUGCUGAACCUGCUGACACUGAUUCGAUGGCAGCGGACGACAAAGAAAAGCUUAAUGCUGAACCAACAGCAGCAAGAAAGGGUCGAACACGAAAGAUAGCUGCUCUGGAAGAGUCGUCUUCUAGUGGUGUAAAGACGCCAGUCCGGAGGGGCCGAAAAGUAGCUAGAGUAGCAGAGGAAAACGUCGCUCCGGAAACUCCGUUGGGCGAAACUGAAGUGAGCGAGCAGCAUCGUAUCACGACACCGACACCUAACAAAACAGGCAAAAGACGUUUGGUUGAUCUGCGUGGUGAUGAAGACGCUCAGAGCGCGGCUGAUUCGAUGGCAACAGGCGACAAAGAUGAAAAGCUUACUGACCAGCCAACGGGAGCAAGAAAGGGUCGGGCGCCGCGAAAGGUAGUUAUUCUAGAAGAACCUUCCUCAAUCGUAAAGACGCCAGUCAGAAGGGGCCGAAAAGCAGCAAAGAAGGCAGAAGAAAUUCCCGCAACCGAAACAAACCCUCUGGACGAAACUGCGGUGUCUGAGCCGGAUCUGGAAAAGCCGCCGGCCAGAAAAGGAAGAAGGCGCAAAGCAGAAUUAGGUGAGAAUGAAAACGAUCACAAAUCGGACGAUAUGAAUGAACGGACGAAACGGACUAGACGGCCGCAGGCGCAGGAGGUAGUGCCGGAAGAUAUAAACGUUGAAGCUACGGCUGAAAAGACAAGCACCAGUCGAACGAAAGCGAAGAGGACGGCCAAGAAAAACGAUGAAAGUGUUUCGGACAAUACGGAUGUAGCAAGUAGUGCUGCUGAAAGUCCAAAGCUGGAAAAAAUACCAAGAAGAACACGCGCUAAAAGGAACUGCUAACUUUGAAAAGAUGACUGUGUGCGAUGAUUUUUUCGUAUGAAACACAAUUCCAUGUUUUGAGAUUUUAUGUCUUGUCGUGUUUUGUCAUUAUUAUAAUGUUAUUUCGUUUGAUCGUAAUGUAUAAAAUAAAUAUUCUUAUUUUACAAGAGUA
Molecule: messenger RNA, 7349 nt
Organism: Anopheles stephensi (Asian malaria mosquito)
Lineage: Eukaryota; Metazoa; Arthropoda; Insecta; Diptera; Culicidae
Product: titin-like
Exons: 8
Coding region: 134-7198 (2354 amino acids)
Molecular function (GO): protein binding
Source: RefSeq, a predicted model, not a curated record